Molecule: messenger RNA, 2181 nt
Organism: Lonchura striata (white-rumped munia)
Lineage: Eukaryota; Metazoa; Chordata; Aves; Passeriformes; Estrildidae
Gene: TNS4
Product: tensin 4
Cellular component (GO): focal adhesion
Molecular function (GO): protein binding
Source: RefSeq, a predicted model, not a curated record
AUGUCCCAGGUCAUAGAAUCCCACGUGUUGCGUGUUGGACAGACUGUGUGUAUCUCCUCGCCAGAGGAGAGCAAGAGCCUGCACCCGGCGGGGUACCCGGGCAAGUACGUCUACUACUCCACGGAGGCCUGGACUGAGCCCCCCUCCAUGGUGCACCCCAAGGCUCGCCUGUUCCCCAGCGGGAGAGCACACGGAGCCCAGCCCGUGCUGGAGCACACGGCUCCUCACACGCAGGGGAAAGGCCAGCAGAAUUCCUCCUUGGAGAAACCCCCUGCCCCAUGCCAGCCGAAGCAGGAGGAGACCCCCAGCACGGAGCCUGAGGCUCAGCCCGUGUCUCCCUCCCUGGACAUAACCAUAGAGACUCUCAACCAGAUGAUCCUGGAGAUCGAUCCGACCUUCCAGCCGCUGCCGUGCAGGCCAGUGAAGGAUGCAGCCCAGCCUGCUGCUCAGGGUGACGCUGCGGCCACCAAGAAGCAGGAGCCAGAGGCAAUAGACAUCAAGUACAUAGAGCUGACACCGGGCAGAGCCAUGGGGCCCGACCUGCCACAGGGCUCCCCCAGCCCUUCGGGCACCCCUUUCUCCAGGUCCCCUCAGAACAACAGCUUCCUGCCCCAAAAAGGGGCUCUCGGAGGCAAAUACAGCACCAGUGACAGCGUGGUUUUCUCGAGCCCACCCGGACCCCCGAGUCCCCAGUCGGGCACCCUGAGCUGCAGCAAAGCAUCCGAGAGCACCAGCGCGCCCUGGCAGUGCCUGGCAGGACACACGGACACAGCCUCCCACAGCCCCGGGGCCCUCAGCACCUCCCCAGGUGUUGAGAACCUGCUGAAGCCCGUGCAGGUGCUGAGGACCCCGCAGAGGGGAAGCUGGGUGUCCCAGCUCUCCACGAGCCCUGGCUCGGACACCAGCUACAUCCUGGGCAGCAGCACCCACUCGCUCCACAACGAGGACUCGGAUGCUUCGGCCGCCGCCUCCCUGUCCCCCGCCAGCUCCCUGGGCAGCCCCUGCUCCCCUUCCUGCGGCAUCGUGCCUCACCCCAGGGAGGCUUUUGGCCAGAGCUCCCCCCAGCCCCGGGCAGGCAGCUCCCCCAGCACCGGCACCUCCCUGGCCCAGAAGGGCCAGGCCAGCAGCUGCCCCCCCUCCAUCCUCACCUCCUCGGCCGACAUCCCGGUGCUGCUGGUGAACGGGUGCCUGGAACAAGGAGAUGGACCCCCACAAGUGGCCAAAGCCCCCCCCAGCUCUGCCACGCAGCCCCCCCUGGCCGCCUGCAGCCCGGCGCCGAGGCUCGGGGGCCUGAACACCGCGCAGUCAGCGCCCGCGCUCAGCUGCCUCUCGGACAGUCCCCUGAAGGCUGGGCAGCCCACCAUGAAGUUUGUGAUGGACACAUCAAAAUACUGGUUCAAGCCGAGCAUCAGCAGGGACCGAGCAAUCCAGCUGCUGAGGGACAAGGAGCCGGGCACGUUCCUGGUGCGGGACAGCACCUCGUUCCGGGGCUCCUUCGGACUGGCCAUGAAGGUUCCUGGCUCUCCCUCUGGCAGCCAGACAGGCGAGGAGAGCAGUGACCUCGUCCGGCACUUCCUCAUCGAGUCCUCCACCAAAGGGGUUCACCUGAAGGGUGCCAGCGAGGAGCUGUAUUUUGGGAGCCUCUCUGCCUUUGUCUACCAGCACUCCAUCACCCCGCUGGCACUGCCCUGCAAGCUCAGCAUCCCCACCCGAGAUCUUGCUGAUGGAGAGGACAGCCCUGACUGCGCUCCUGAACCUGCCCUGUCCCUGGCCAGGAAAACUGCAGUGUGCAACGUCCUGUACCUCAACUCGGUGAACGUGGAGACGCUGACGGGAGCCCCGGCCAUCCUGAAGGGCAUCUCCUGCACCUUGGAGCUGGAGACGCUGCCCACCCCCACCCUGGUGCACUUCAGGGUGACGGAGCAGGGAGUCACGCUGACGGACGUGCAGAGGAAGGUGUUCUUCAGGCGACACUACCCCUUGGCUGCCAUCAGGUUCUGUGGGAUGGACCCUGAGAACAGAAAGUGGCAGAAGUACUGCAAGUCCUCCAGAAUCUUUGGGUUCGUGGCCAAAAGCCAGACAGACUCGGAGAACCUCUGUCACCUGUUUGCAGAGUACGACACCGUGCAGCCAGUGUCCCUUGUCAUCGACCUGCUCCGCCAGCUCCUGCCCAGCCCGUAG